UGUUAAUUCCCCCGAAAUCAAUGGAGGGGAGAGCAAUUUUGGCCACCACACAGAAAGAAAAACAAGGACCCUAAACAUCCUCCCGCUUCAUUUCAAAUCCACCUGCUAAUCAUCUAUUCUUUCACCUUCUAUCUUGAUUCCGCAUCGACAAGUGGGUUAUUCAGACUUGCAUACAAAAUGCAGAGGGGAAGAGAAGGCAAAAGGGACCUCUUCGAUGCGGGCGACCCAUUUGAUGCCAUCCAGAGGUUGGGAAGCUUUGGAUCCCGUGAAACUAUGAUGUCCGGCCUCUUUGGAGGCAGAGAUCCUUUCGAUGAUCCCUUCUUCACUCGUCCCUUCGAUAGCAUGUUCGAACCUAGCAUCUUCGGUCCAAGUACUCCAUCUCGUGAAGCACCACCCAAGGGCGAUGGAGGAAAGGGAAUACUUAUAGAAGAAUUGAACUCCGAUGAGGAAAAUAGAGAAAGUGUUAAAGGUAUCACUAAGCAUGUCGGGUCUGGAAAGGAACCAUCUAUCGAGCACCCGGAUGAUAGCGAUGACGAUGGGAAGAUUCAGAGUGUUAAUUAUAGAAAUGAGAAUGACAGCCACAGGGUGAAAGGCUCAAAGUUACAGGCUCGUAGUUAUAGUUUCCAGACUUCAAGAGUUACAUAUGGAGGUGUAGAUGGAACUUAUUACACUUCUACGAAAAACAGGAAGACGGGCAGCGAUGGAGUGGUGAUUGAGGAGAGAAAAGAAGCAGAUACAACAACGGGUCAAGCAACACAUAGUAUUUCUAGAGGAAUUCAUGAUAAGGGCUAUUCUGUUACAAGGAAGCUGAAUGAAGAUGGUAAGGUGGACACAACAGAGACAUUACACAACUUGAAUGAAGAUGAACUUACGGAAUUCGAAAAGGCUUGGAAAGGUAAUGGUGAUGGUCAUUUGACUGGUUGGAGUGAUGUAUUUAGCAAGCCUGCUAAUGCUGGAUCUGUAAAUAAUGAACAGAUGGGGUUGGCAGUGAAGGACAGUUGGAGACAUCCAUAUAGAGAGCAGGGUGAAAAAGGUAGAAAUCAAGGUGCAAACACUGGGGGUAGAACCAAGAAGGUCGUUAGGAUUAAUAUAGAAUGAACCAGGUGUGACCAUACACCGGAUAUACCGUUUUGGUCCCGGCCCUAUUGCUCAUUGGGGUCUAGCAAUAUCACCAAAACAUCGACCUUUUCUCAGUUAAGUUGAACCAUCUAUCAUCCUGCUAGAUAUGUUUUUGUUUGGGAAUUUCUGGUAAACAGCAGAGUACAUAAACAUUAGAAACUUUUCAUUAUUGAGUUGUUUUGCAUUAACGCAAGGA
Hibiscus syriacus is the source of this 1315-nucleotide messenger RNA. RefSeq lists its product as uncharacterized. The transcript has 7 exons. NCBI's taxonomy places the organism in Eukaryota, Viridiplantae, Streptophyta, Magnoliopsida, Malvales, Malvaceae. The record is from RefSeq and is a predicted model, not a curated record. Bases 178 to 1098 code for a protein of 306 amino acids.